This is a messenger RNA of Pelobates fuscus (common spadefoot toad), 9899 nucleotides long. RefSeq names its product cadherin EGF LAG seven-pass G-type receptor 2 (gene CELSR2). Gene Ontology annotation, biological process: cell surface receptor signaling pathway; homophilic cell-cell adhesion; G protein-coupled receptor signaling pathway. The transcript is spliced from 36 exons. NCBI's taxonomy places the organism in Eukaryota, Metazoa, Chordata, Amphibia, Anura, Pelobatidae. Gene Ontology annotation, cellular component: plasma membrane. Gene Ontology annotation, molecular function: calcium ion binding; G protein-coupled receptor activity. Bases 791 to 9562 code for a protein of 2923 amino acids. The record is from RefSeq and is a predicted model, not a curated record.
UUCAUUCUGCAGCUCAGACAUACAGUCUACACACUACUGCAGGCUCACGCUAAGGGGUUUUACAGUCAAGGCAGAGUGCAUUUUAUUUUAUUCCAUGACACCACCUGUAAAUCCAUACAAUUAAAUCAGCGAGAGAAAAGACGAGGAAGAGUUUGCAUUGGUGUGGACCCCACCUAUCAUUACCGCUUUAAGAAAAAGCUUUCUGGGAUUUCAACCUGAGCAGGUUGAUUUAAAGCAAGGAUCAGAAUCUUCUAUGUACGAAGGAUAUAGGAGGAAGCUGGUGGACGUGCGCACGUGAAAAUCUCUAUGUGAAUUCAGAAUUCUGAGACCCACUGGAAACAUCUUACAGAUAAAAACCAUGUAUGUGUCCUGGAGGCAGACACUGUGCAUGCUCACUAGGGGAGAGAGCUUACCGUCUUGAAGGAUUAAACCUGGACAGGACACAGGAGAAGGAUAUACAGAGCUGCAGAGUCGAUUUUCUAUAGACAGUUGUAUAUGCUUUAUCCAGACCUAGGAAGAAUUCACCCACUGUGUUUAGUUGGACUAAUGAUUCUUCAUGGAGACCUGUAGAGGGAACGACUGGGCCUGGCAUUAAGAGUGGUAUGAGAUCUGUGUUUCUGCUUAUACAAUGCACCGUCAAGAUUUCCUCUUUGAUUGUCUUUUCGCGUUUUUUGAGUGCCCAUAAAGAAUUAUCGAGUAGAUCGUUAGUUCAUAUUUUAGGGGCUUCACCUCUGUUCCCAUACACUUUUUUUCAUGAUGUGCCUGGAAGCAUAUUCUGCUCACAAGAAACAUGACCGUUGCCUCUGACCCAUGCUCAGUCCCGCAGGAGUGGGCAAAUCAUAGACCUAUGGCAUGUGUGUGCCCUCAGGGCCUCACCAGGGGCAUAGCCUGGUUAACUACCCCUGGUUUAUUUUUCCUAUUGCUGCUGUUGCCUCUGAUACUGGGCCUUCCUAAAUAUUUUCCACAUAGCAACUGUUCCGUUUCACUUGUACAGGAAGACCCCAUCAGUGCACAUUGCCCAUCAAAUCCAACUCUUCAGUUUUCCUGGACCUGCAUUGAUCCUUUGCCUCAAAACAUUCCAUCUAUCCUGUUUAUUUCCAGCCAGGUCAGUGCCCAUGUCCCUUCAUGUCCACAUGAACACCUACAUAUUAUCACUACACUGCAUCUCAGAUCUGCACCCUAUGGUGAGCCAAAUAAAUUAUGCCUAAACCCUGGAUUGACAUUGCUGCCUCUCCCCUCUGUGCAGCCAGCACCAUGGGGUAAAUGCCAAUUCCAAUGUCAAACUGUGGGCAGCCCUGGGGCAACAGUACGGCACAACAUUCUGAUAACCACUCGCCAUCUCUGCCUGACUCAGCAGCACCCAUUAGAAAUGAAGCUGCAGUGCCAACCAUGUACUAAGCAAGGAGAACAUAUAGUUCACUGGAAGGUAAUGCUGCCACAAUUGGUUAAGCAGACAGUCAAAGGUUUAGCGAUGCUCAGGGGUAAACGAAAUGUAAACACAAGUCCUCAAUUCCAGACACCAAGUUACCAAGUAUCAGUGCCUGAAAAUAAGCCUGCUGGGACUUUUGUUGUGCAGCUGAGGGCUAGUGAUCCAGAUGAAGGAGCUGCUGGGCGAUUAGAGUUCUCCAUGGAUGCCCUUUUUGAUAGUCGCUCUGCCAGCUUUUUCUCACUGGAUCCAAGUAGUGGAGAAGUGACCACAGCAGAUGAACUAGACAGAGAAACCAAGAGUACCCAUGUUUUUAGAGUGACUGUCAGUGAUGCAGGUGUCCCCCGCCGAACAGCGAUGGCCACCCUCACUGUCUCAGUCAGUGACACAAAUGAUCAUGACCCAACCUUUGAACAACCAGAAUACAGAGAGAGUGUACGAGAGAACAUGGAGGUUGGCUAUGAGGUGAUGACUGUUCGUGCCACAGAUGGAGACUCUGUCAUAAAUGCCAACAUUGCCUACCGUUUGGUAUCUGGAGCUGGUGAGGCUUUUGAAAUCGAUCAUCGAUCGGGGGUCAUUCGGACAAGAGGCCCUGUGGACCGUGAGUCUGUGGCUUUCUACGAAUUACUUAUUGAAGCUGAUGAUCAAGGACGUGAACCUGGGCCUCGCAGUUCCACUGCCACUGUGCACAUUUCUGUUGAAGACGAAAAUGACAAUGCCCCCCAAUUUACUGAGAAGCGCUAUGUGGCACAUGUAGCAGAACACAUUUCCACUGACUCACAGCUUCUUGUUGUGACUGCUACUGACCGUGACCAAGGAGCAAAUGCUGCAGUACACUACAGUAUCUUGAGUGGAAAUGCUCGUGGUCUUUUCUCCAUUGAUCCACAGACUGGUGCAAUAUUUCUUGCUGGCACACUUGAUUUUGAGACAGGGAGAGAGCACACACUAAGGGUACGGGCACAAGAUGGAGGGAGACCCCCAUUAUCCAACGUAACUGGUUUGGUCAGUAUUCAGGUGCUGGAUGUAAAUGACAAUGCACCAGCUUUUGUCAGUGGUCCUUUCCAAGCUGCAGUGUUGGAGAAUGCUCCUUCUGGUUACUCUGUCUUACAGGCUCAGGCACUGGAUGCAGACUCUGGCGAAAACUCAAGGCUUGAAUAUCGUCUAACAGGAGAAUGUGGACCUUUCUCAAUAAACAAUAGCACUGGUUGGAUAAUUGUGCAGACAGAACUGGAUAGGGAAGAAGUGGAGUUUUAUAGCUUUGGCGUGGAGGCAAGAGAUCGUGGUCAGCCACCUCUGUCCUCUUCAGCUUCAGUAAGUGUGCAGGUUCUAGAUGUCAAUGAUAAUACUCCGGAAUUCACUCAACACGAAUACCAGGCACGUCUUAAUGAAGACGCAGCUGUUGGUACAAGUGUUCUGACUGUAUGGGCAGUGGAUAGGGAUGCUCAUGCUACUAUCACCUACCAGAUCACUUCUGGAAAUGUUCGUCAUCGCUUCUCUAUCUCAAGUUUAGCUAGUGGUGGUGGUCUUUUAACACUUGCUCUACCUCUUGACUACAAACUUGAACGUCAGUUUGUGCUUACUAUAACAGCAUCAGAUGGGAUGAGAUCAGAUACUGCACGAGCUGUGGUGAAUGUUACAGAUGCCAACACGCAUCGACCUGUCUUUCAGAGCUCCCAUUACACAGUCAGUGUGCGAGAAGAUCAACCAGCAGGAACCACUGUAGUAGUAAUCAGUGCCACAGAUGAAGAUACUGGUGAGAAUGCUCGCAUCACAUACUUGGCUGAAGAAGGUAUGCCACAGUUUGCCAUAGACCCAGACACUGGAGCAGUUACUACCACCAUGGAGCUAGAUUAUGAGGAUCAAGUCUCUUACACCUUAGCUGUGACAGCACGUGAUAAUGGCAUUCCUCAGAAAUCUGACACAACUUAUCUGGAAAUUCUGGUGACUGAUGUCAAUGACAAUCCCCCUGUCUUCCAAAGGGCAUCCUAUAGUGGCACUGUACCUGAGGAUGCCCCCCCUUAUACAAGUGUCCUACAGAUUUCUGCAACUGACCGUGACUCUGGUCUCAACGGAAGAGUCUUUUACACCUUUGCAGGAGGAGAUGAUGGGGAUGGGGACUUUACAGUGGAGUAUACGUCUGGUAUUGUCCGGACCCUAAGGCAACUGGACAGAGAGAAUGUUGUGCAGUAUAGACUAACUGCCUAUGCCAUUGACAAAGGGAUGCCUUCCCCACACCGUACUCCUACUGAAGUAGUAGUCACAGUCUUGGAUGUCAAUGAUAAUGCACCAGUGUUUGCCAAAGAUGAACUGGAAGUUAUGGUUUUAGAGAAUAGUCCCCUGGGACCACCACUAGCAAGAAUCACAGCUACUGAUCCUGAUGAAGGCCCAAAUGCACAAAUAAUGUAUCAGAUUGUGGAAGGAAACAUCCCAGAAGUUUUCCAGCUGGAUAUUUUCUCAGGGGAACUUACAGCACUUGUUGAUCUGGACUAUGAGCAGCGACCAGAAUAUGUUAUUGUGGUACAAGCCACAUCUGCUCCAUUGGUCAGCAGAGCAACAGUCAGAGUGCGCUUGGUGGAUGUCAAUGACAAUGCUCCAACUCUGAGUGACUUCAGAGUAGUCUUUAAUCAUUAUAUCGGUGGUGGUGGUGGCAGUUUCCCAGUGGGAGUAAUUGGGAAAGUUCCAGCACGUGAUCCUGACAUUAGUGACUCUUUAAACUUUACCUUCCUGAGUGGAAAUGAAUUAGGAUUGCUUCUGUUGAACACUAGCAGUGGGGAAUUAAGUUUGAGCCUUGACCUCGACAGCAACCGUCCUUUGGAAGCUACCAUGGAGGUGUCUGUUACAGAUGGCAUACACAGUGUUACAGCUCAGUGCACCUUACAGGUAGCAAUUAUUACAGAUGAGAUGCUUUCGCACAGUAUUACCCUUCGUCUCGGAGGAGUCUCUCAAUACCACUUCCUUUCACCUCUCAUGCCCCUCUUUAUGCGUGCUGUUGCCCAGGUACUUUCUAUACCACCACCUGGAGUGGUAGUCUUUAGUAUUCAGGAAGACAACGAGACUCCAUCACUAACCACUGGAAUCACCCCAGAUAUGCAGAUUCUGAAUGUCAGUCUCUUGGUCCAAGACCAUGAAGGGGAAUUUCUUCCAUCAGAGACACUCCGUGAGCUGUUGUACUUGAAUCGGACACUGUUGGCUGCUCUAGCACAGCAGCGAGUAUUGCCAUUUGAUGACAAUGUAUGUCUCCGGGAGCCUUGUCCUAACUACAUGCUGUGUGUAUCUGCCCUGCGAUUUGACAGCUCUGCUCCGUUUUUAGCCUCAGACACAUUACUUUUUCGCCCUAUCCUGCCAGUAGGAGGUUUGCGCUGCCGCUGUCCAAGGGGCUUUGCUGGUGAAUACUGUGAAACAGAGGUAGACCUAUGUUACACAGGACCGUGUGGAGAACAUGGCUUCUGCCAGAGUCAUGAAGGAGGCUUCACUUGCAAAUGUCAUGAAGGUUACACAGGACCGCAUUGUGAGAUUGCUCUGCGUUCUGCACGCUGCUCGUCAGGGCUCUGCAAGAAUGGUGGAGUAUGUGUGAACUUGCUGGUGGGAGGUUUCCACUGUGAGUGUCCUCCUGGUGCAUUCGAAUCUCCCCACUGUACAGUAACCACACGUGCUUUUAAUGGAGAAUCAUUUCUUACUUUUCGUGGCUUGAGACAGAGAUUUCACUUCACAUUGUCACUCAGCUUUGCCACCCGGGAGCGUAAUGGCCUACUACUGUAUAAUGGGAGGUUUAAUGGGAAACAUGAUUUCAUUGUCCUGGAGGUGACAGAUGAACAGGUCCAGCUCACUUUCUCAGCAGGUGAAUUUACAACUACAGUAUCCCCUUAUAUUUCUGGAGGCGUGAGUGAUGGUCAAUGGCACACUGUUCAUCUGCAUUACUAUAACAAGCCAAUUGUGGGAAAGUCUGGAGACCUGCAAGGACCCUCAGAGCAGAAGGUGGCAGUGGUAACAAUAGAUGAUUGUGAUACAACAAUGUCCCUCCACUUUGGAUCCAUUCUGGGGAACUACUCAUGUGCUGCACAAGGGAUGCAAUCUGGAACAAAGAAAUCGUUGGAUCUUACUGGUCCUCUGUUACUGGGGGGCAUUCCCAAUCUUCCUGAAGGAUUCCCAGUUACCCACAGAUACUUUGUGGGCUGUAUGAAAGACCUGGUGAUCGACAACAAAUCCAUGGAUCUGGAGGAAUAUAUAGCCAAUAAUGGGACUAUUACUGGUUGCCCUGCCAAGAGGAACCAAUGUGAGGUAGAGCGAUGUCAGCAUGGGGGGACAUGUGUAAAUCGCUGGGAUGGAUACUCUUGUGAGUGUGCUUUGGGCUAUGGAGGGAAAGAUUGUGAGCAAGAGAUGUUGUCUCCUUUACGUUUCCUGGGUGAUGGCAUUGUUCGGUGGGAAACUCUGGCAGUGCCCAUCACUGUGCCAUGGCACCUAAGCUUCAUGUUUAGAACACGCCAGACUAAUGCCAUUUUACUGAGAGCUCAAGGCGAACAAAAAUUGGCACUCAAUUUGCAGAUGAGUGAAGGCACUCUCCUCUUGACUGUUGAUGGUCCGUCCAGUCUUUUGUUUGUUUUACAACUUCAUGUGAAACUGAAUGAUGGGGUUUGGCAUCACGUAGCAGUGGAACUUCAGAAAGAUCCUUCAGAUCCCGAGAGCCAGAUCCUUCUACUUCACGUAGACUAUGGGCAGGAUCAGGUGAAAGGUUAUUUUCCAGGUGACCUUGUAGGCACCCUUCUAACCAGUCUGAGUGUUGGUGGCAUGACUGGUGAUAAAGGUGAAAUUCAUCAGGGGUUCCGUGGAUGUGUUCAAGGUGUGCAGAUGGGCAGUUCUCCUGGCUCCCCAAUAUCUUUAGCCAACACAAAGCAUAUGAAUGUUGAUCCUGGUUGUAGUUUUCCCGAUCCUUGUGAUUCCAGUCCAUGUGCUGUGCACAGCUAUUGCAGGGAUGACUGGGAUAGCUACUCCUGUGCAUGUCACCAGGGCUAUUAUGGCGAUAGCUGCACAGAUGCCUGUGAACUUAACCCAUGUCAACACCAGUCUGCAUGUGUCAGACGUGCCGGCUUUUCUCAUGGUUAUUUGUGUGACUGUGCUCUAGGCUACUAUGGACCACACUGUGAACACAGGCUUGAUCAACCAUGUGCCCGUGGCUGGUGGGGUCACCCAGUUUGUGGUCCAUGUAACUGUGAUGUGAACAAGGGCUUUGAUGCCGACUGUAACAAGACAACGGGAGAGUGUCGUUGCAAGGAUAAUCACUAUCGACCAUCAAGUGGUGUUUCCUGUUUGCUGUGUGAUUGUUAUUCUACAGGUUCACUUAGUCGGACUUGUGAUCCAGUGACAGGACAAUGCCCCUGUAAACCAGGGGUCAUUGGACAACACUGUGAUCGCUGUGACAACCCAUUUGCAGAGGUCACCUUAAAUGGCUGUGAAGUCAACUAUGACAGUUGCCCUCGAGCUAUAGAAGCGGAGAUUUGGUGGCAGAGGACACGCUUUGGACUACCAGCUGCUGUUUCAUGUCCCCGAGGUUCUGUUGGAACUGCUGUCCGACAUUGUGAUGAGCACAGAGGGUGGCUACCUCCAGAUUUAUCAAACUGUACAUCCCACCCAUUUCUACCACUCAAAGCAUUGUUAGAUACUCUUAAAAAGAACAUUUCUUUGCUGAGCCCUGCUGUUGCACAGAAGGGUGCACACAAUCUUUUUAAUGCCACCCAGGAAGCAGGAACUUUCCUUGGCAGUGAUGUGCGGGUAUCUUACCAACUGCUAAGCACUAUUCUACAACGACAGAGCCAGGAGAGUGGCUUCAAUUUGGCAGCAACACAAGAUGUUCAUUUUACAGAGAACGUUGUAAGAGCAGGCAGUCAUCUUCUUGAUCUGGGAACUAAACAACAAUGGGACAUUAUUCAAGUAUCAGAGGGUGGCACUGCGUUAUUGCUUCGAAAUUAUGAAACCUAUGUGGGUACCCUCGCUCGCAAUAUGAAGCAAACCUACCUCAAUCCUUUUACUAUUAUUACACCUAACAUUGUUGUUUCGGUAACAAGGUUGGACAAGGUGAAUUUUGCUGGUGCAGUACUUCCACGAUAUGAGACAUUGCGUGGGGUGAAGCCAAGUGACCAGGAAACAGCAGUGAUCCUUCCACAAGCAAAUUUCAUGUUGCAUGAUGCCCAGGUAUCACUCUCUGGGAAACCCUCAGAGCCACCACCAGAUCGGAGCAGGGAAAAGAGAGAGAAGGAGUUAAAGGAAGAAGGGGUGCAUAAAGAUCCCCAGGCUGUGGUGACUGUCAUUAUAUACCAUACCCUUGGGACACUGUUGCCUGAGAGAUGGGACCCUGACAAAAGGAGCCUUAGGGUCCCUAAACGUCCCAUAAUAAACUCCCCUGUGGUUAGUAUUAACAUCCAUGAAAGAGAUGGAGGUGCUCUCCAUCAGCCUAUUACAGUUCAGUUCCGCCUGAGGGAUACCCAGGAUCGAUCCAAACCUAUCUGCGUGCACUGGAAUCACACUCUGCACCUGCCCACUCCUGGAGGUGGCUGGUCAGCCCGUGGCUGUGAGCUGGUUUUUCGGAAUGAGACACAUAUUAGCUGCCAGUGCCAUCAUAUGACCAGUUUUGCAGUCUUAAUGGACAUGUCUCGAAGAGAGAAUGGAGAGGUCCUUCCAUUGCGCAUUAUUACAUACUCAUGCAUAGGUGUGACUCUUGGGUUUCUGCUGCUUACGUUGCUCUUCUUGUGCAUCCCAUGCUCGCUCCGAUUCAACCAGCAUAGUAUCCGUCGUAAUCUCCUACUUGCCCUGCUCUUCUCUCAUCUUAGCUUCCUACUUGGGAUCAACCAGGCAGAUAUGCAGUUUGCCUGCACAAUCAUUGCUAUCCUCCUGCACUUCCUCUCUCUCUGCUGCUUCUCCUGGGUUUUCCUUGAGGUUCUGCACAUCUACCGCAGACUUAAUGAGGUUCGCGAUGUCAACACUGGUCCAAUGCGGUUUUACUAUGCACUAGGCUGGGGUGUUCCAGCGUUCAUAACCGGUUUGGCUGUAGGCCUAGACCCUGAAGGUUAUGGAAACCCUGAUUUCUGUUGGCUGUCAGUUUCCGACACCUUAAUUUGGAGCUUUGCUGGCCCUGCUGCUUUUGUCAUCUCGACUGGUCUGUUCCUGUGUGUUUUAUCUGGCCGUGUGUCAUGUGCAGUAAAACGAGAAGGCUUCCAAAAGAAGGGAACAGCCUCAGGACUCCGUUGCUCCACUCUCCUGUUGAUCCUUGUCAGCGUAUCCUGGCUGCUUGCUCUCUUGUCUGUUAACAGUGACCUGCUUCUCUUGCACUAUCUGUAUGCUGGGGUUGUCUGCGCACAGGGCCCUGUCAUCUUCCUGGUUAGUGUAAUUCUCAGCAAAGAUGUACACAAGGCAUUGAAGCAGAGUGUAAGCAAAAAACAUGAACCUAGUGUCACUACAAAAUCCACUCUGACGUCGUCACAUCCUGGAAAUACAUAUCUUGAUGGGCGUCUCUAUCAUAUGCCGAUUGGUUCUUCCACAGGCUCCCUGCACUCAGGGAGAAGUCACAGCUACCUACCUUUUCUGCUGAGAGAUGAAGCUGGGCUGAAGACUGGCCAGUCAUUAGCAGAGUUAGAGGAUACCAAUGGAAUGUAUCUGGAAGCAAAAGACCAUCACGAAGACUCUGACUCUGAUGACAGUGAUCUAUCCAUGGAUGAUGAUCACAGUUGCUCCUUUGCUUCCACUCAUUCAUCUGACAGUGACGAUGACGGUGAUGAUCUUGAAGUGACCUGCUGGGAAGGCCUUAAUAAUGAGAAAUUCCAGCAAAUUCCUCCAAAAGUGGAUAAUAUUGCUUCUCAAGGCACAAUAGCCAAUGGGGACCUCCGUGUUACAGAACCCAAACUGACAUCACCAAAGAAGACUGGCCCCCCACCGCAGAAAGGAAUCUUGAAGAAGAAACAACGUGCUGCCAUUAAUCGGAUACAUAAUAAGCUUGGGCCCCUUCCCCUAGCACAGGGCCCUCGAACAAAACCAAGCCUACAAGAACAACUUAAUGGAAUAACUCCAAUCCCUAUGAGCAUCAGGACAGACACAGCUGGAAAAGAAUCCUCUGAAUCAGAGUUUCUCUUCUUUAAUUUACUUCAUUAAUUCCAUUGCUGUUCAUUUUGAAUUCAUUGUCAUGCAUGACAUUUUAUUUUUCUUUGUCACGUCUCCCCUUCCUUCCCCACCAUCUUCCAUGAAACUAGGAGUGAUGAGACGUCCAUCUGAACAAGAAAAGAAGGAAUGCUCUAUUAUCUAUUGAAGAUAGAAUAACUAAAAUUCAUGUUGAGAACUCCACUGCGAACCUCUUGUGACUACUAACCCCCAUCCAACAGGGGUGAGACGGAUUCUGUAAUCCAAUAUGUACAGUUUUUUUGCAUCAGGCUGUAAAUAUGAAGCUGCCUUUGUUUGUAUGGAAAUAAAAUAAAAAACUUAGUUUUUUUUC